AUGGAAGAAUGCCUCGGAGCACCUCUCACUGCUCUUCAAUACGAACGAGCCCUCGCUAACGGCCCCCUGAAGCACGACGACCGUGUUAAGGUCGUCAACAGACUCCGCCUUGAGGCCGACAUGCUACGACACGCGCUGAACAUGACGGUGGCCACGAUCAAUACGCUUUCACCGUUACCCGAACUUCCUCCCGAAAUAUUGGCUAUCAUCUUUUCCUUCGCGGCAGACAUCGAUCCUCACAGAAGAGUCGCGCUCGGAUGGGUGCGCGUCACACACGUCUGCAAGUCGUGGCGGGAGCUGGCCCUCAGUAUAACUUCGCUCUGGAAUCGUGAGUUGGGAAAUCAGUCGCAUCGCUCCUUCCCCACCUUUUUGGAGCGAGCGGGCGAGAACACUCCCCUUCACUUCAACCGUGAAACCGCCGCGGCUUCUGGGCUCGCUCAUGACGAACAACCCUACCAAGCGCUGCGUGAUCACUCUGGACGUGUCGCCUCUCUCAAGUGGGUCAUAGGUGCUGAUUCAUUCACCCUCGUACAAAUCUUGGCCGAUUGCCCAUUCCAUGCCCUCACACACCUCGAUCUUAAUUCGGACCUUCAUCGAGAAGCCCGAAACAUCACUGUCAUCCUAUUACUCGAAGACCUGCACCUACCAGCCCUACGCACGUUGCACCAGCAUAACAUCUUCCUGCCUAUAAGGGCUCCUGGUCUUCUUACUAUGACCAUGACCGGUUCCCCCUUCCAGCCAAUGAAUGUGCGCCAGGCCCUGGAGAAAUUUCCACUCGUCCAAAACGUUUCUAUCAGGGUCACCCACAUCAAACCUGAUCAAUCAGAGGGCGGACCGCCUCUGGAACUUGUGCAUCUCAAGCACCUCGAGCUCGCCGUGCGCGUCGGUUCGGGAUCCAUCAUGCACCGCUUUCUGUGCUCCUUGUCUGUGCCCGAUACCGCCUGCGUGACGAUCAGAAGGCUUCCGCUGGUGGAUGCCAACGACCUUUCGCCCAUCGAGGAGGCGUUUGGAAUGGCGGCCGACGAGGACGGAGAGCUGGCGCUAGCGUUCACCGGCAAAACUAUGAUCUUGUAUACGAUCCGCCGUGUGGACGAACUUCAGCUUCCCAAGGUGGCCGUAUCGUUUGACAAGGUAGCGAGCUCGACACUCGUGGAGGUAUUACGAACUGGGCUUGUAGACCAGUACCUCAAGCGAGUGACCCAUCUCAGCUUGUGGCCCUCGCCGACUUACACCUCGGAAGACUGGGCGACAAUCUUCCACCAUAUACAUGAGGUCAGGACGCUGACAUUCACGCCUCAUAUACCCCAUCAGCGAGCGUCACUGAGAGCCGUCUUCGAGGCCCUCGGCAAAGUACCCGGUUCGCAGUCCCAACCUGAACUGUCACCGUGUCCCUUGCCGAACCUCCUCAGCAUCACUCUGGAACACGACGUCCGACCAAGCAAGGCGAUUGUCUCGCUACAGGAUGACGUACUAUCCUGCCUUCAAAGCCGCGCAGAGGUUGGAGCUUUACAGCUGCAGGGGAUAUUCUUCGAGAGUUAUGAAGAAGAGGCCGUUGUCGCGGACCGCUUGCGUAGUUUGGUUAAGAGGGUUGUGUGGAAGCACUCUCGGUGA
Peniophora sp. CBMAI 1063 is the source of this 1611-nucleotide messenger RNA. The record is from the annotation of a GenBank genome assembly. NCBI's taxonomy places the organism in Eukaryota, Fungi, Basidiomycota, Agaricomycetes, Russulales, Peniophoraceae.